CUGAUUGGUCGUCCACGAAUCCAUGUUUGAAACGUGGAUUUUCUUCGCUGGCCCGGUGGUGUUGUCUUCGUCUUAGUGGGUUGUUUACUGUAUUAAAGAUUGAAUAUAGGAUGCCAGUGCAUCCACGUGAUAGAAAAGAGAAUAACCACGAAGAAAUGGACGUGGACUAUCCAGAACAAGAGGCCAGCACCUCCGACGAAGAGGAGUCCGUGAGCUCGUCCGUCUCUGAGGAUGGAGACACUUCAGACAUGGAUGAUGAAGACUGUGAAAGAAGGCGAAUGGAGUGUUUAGAUGAGAUGACAACUCUCGAGAAGCAGUUCACAGACCUGAAGGAUCAGUUGUAUAAGGAGAGGCUCGGUCAGAUGGAUCUUAAAUUGCAAGAAGUGAUGGCUGGCAGUGCUGCAGAAUACCUCGAACCCCUGGCCACCCUGCAGGAGAACAUGCAGAUCCGAACCAAAGUCGCUGGUAUCUAUCGUGAGCUCUGCUUGGAAUCUGUCAGAAACAAAUAUGACUGUGAGAUGCAAGCAGCCAGCCAGCACUGGGAGAGUGAGAAGCUCCUGCUUUUCGACACGGUUCAGAGCGAACUGGAAGAGAAGAUCAGACGAUUGGAGGAGGACAGGCACAGUAUAGAUAUAACUUCAGAACUGUGGAAUGAUGGUCUGCAGUCUAAGAAGAAUAAAAAGAAGGAUCCUCUCAGUCCCGGAAAGAAGAAAAAACCCGUCGCUGUGUCAGGACCAUACAUUGUUUACAUGUUGCAAGACCUGGAUAUACUUGAAGACUGGACUGCAAUAAGAAAGGCUAUGGCUUCAAUGGGUCCUCAUAGGGUAAAAGUAGAUGCCCCUCUGAAACCAGAAAGACACCAUCAUGUUGCUCGAUCAGAAGAUGGACGUCUGUUCUAUGACAACAAAUGGUACAGCCGGGGUCAGGCCAUAUGCAUCAACAGGAAGGACGAAUAUCCUAUCAGUGCCACAAUAAUCAAUGUUAAUCAAGACGAGGUUUGGUACAAACGUCUGGAUGGCAGCAAAUCAAAGCUUUACAUCUCUCAGCUCCAGAAAGGCAAAUACACCAUGAAACACUCAUAAAUAGUGUUCUUAUCUUCCCCCUGCUCCCCGUUUCCAGUGUGGAAACCAAACCUUCGCUGGUUCAACUCUGUUCUCCGUUUGUCACCAUGACUGCUCGUUCAUGAUGGAGGGACUCGGGUCUUACAUGCAUGUACCACAUGUUUGCACUUCCUAAGUUAGAGCUGCUAAACAAACACCUGGUUGCCAAGGUGUGUGUGUGUGUGUGUGUGUGUGUGUGUGUGUGUGUGUGUGUG
Rhinichthys klamathensis goyatoka is the source of this 1315-nucleotide messenger RNA. It is a transcript of the gene brms1lb, whose product is annotated as BRMS1 like transcriptional repressor b. Gene Ontology annotation, cellular component: Sin3-type complex. NCBI's taxonomy places the organism in Eukaryota, Metazoa, Chordata, Actinopteri, Cypriniformes, Leuciscidae. Gene Ontology annotation, biological process: negative regulation of transcription by RNA polymerase II. The record is from RefSeq and is a predicted model, not a curated record. The transcript is spliced from 10 exons. Gene Ontology annotation, molecular function: histone deacetylase binding. Bases 111 to 1082 code for a protein of 323 amino acids.